AUGCAUGGGCAGAACCUUCAAGAAGGCUCCCAGGCCUGCGACUUCUGUGCCAUCUCUUCCCGGAGGUGCCAGGAACACAGGGAGGCAGCCGGGGUCACCAUCUACACCGUCUACACCAAUGGUGUGACCCUUUUAGACCGUAAGAAAGCAGAGUUCACAGAGGUGGUGACCCCAAGGCUGCAUACCUGGCCCCAUGUGUGUGGCUGGAAGGAAAUGGAGGUUGCUCUGGUCAACUUCGAGAACUCAGAUGAAAUCCAGGAAGGGCCAGGCUAUGCCGCAGACUUUGACACAACCAGCCCAAAAGGCCGGCCUGGGAGCAGCCCCUUCUCCAACUGGAGGAUCCUCAUCGGCGACAGCACCAGUCCCGAGACGGCCUUCUGCAGGCUCCCGGGAGACUAUGUCGAUUCCCCAGGGCCGGAGCCAGUGGUCUUGAAUGAAGGGAACCAGCGGGUGAUCAUCAACAUUGCUGGGCUGAGGUUUGAGACCCAGCUCAGAACCCUCAGUCAGUUCCCUGAGACCCUCCUGGGAGACCGGGAGAAAAGGAUGCAGUUCUUCGACUCCAUGAGAAAUGAGUAUUUCUUUGACAGGAACCGGCCCAGUUUUGAUGGAAUCCUGUAUUAUUACCAAUCAGGUGGGAAAAUCCGGCGCCCUGCCAAUGUCCCCAUCGACGUCUUUGCUGAUGAAAUCUCCUUCUAUGAACUGGGUAGCGAGGCCAUGGACCAGUUCCGGGAGGAUGAAGGCUUCAUCAAGGACCCUGAAACACCGCUCCCCACCAAUGACUUCCACCGGCAGUUCUGGCUCCUCUUCGAGUACCCGGAGAGCUCCAGCGCUGCCCGCGGUGUGGCUGUGGUCUCUGUGUUGGUUGUGGUCAUCUCCAUCACCAUCUUCUGCCUGGAAACACUACCGGAGUUCCGGGAGGAGAGGGAGCUGAAGGUGAUGAGAGACCCCAGCCUCAACACGAGUAAGACAGUCCUCUCCCACACCAUGUUCACUGACCCCUUCUUCAUGGUGGAGUCCACAUGCAUCAUGUGGUUCACUUUCGAACUGGUGCUCCGGUUUGUGGUCUGCCCCAGCAAGGCCGACUUCUUCAGGAACAUCAUGAACAUCAUUGAUAUCAUCUCCAUCAUACCCUACUUUGCAACCCUCAUCACAGAGCUGGUCCAGGAGACAGAGCCCAGCACCCAGCAGAACAUGUCCCUGGCCAUCCUGAGGAUCAUCCGGCUGGUGCGGGUCUUCCGCAUCUUCAAGCUCUCCCGGCACUCCAAGGGGCUGCAGAUCCUGGGCCAGACGCUCAAGGCGUCCAUGCGGGAGCUGGGGCUGCUCAUCUUCUUCCUCUUCAUUGGGGUCAUCCUCUUCUCCAGCGCCGUCUACUUUGCCGAGGUGGAUGAGCCAGAGUCCCAUUUCUCUAGCAUUCCUGAUGGCUUCUGGUGGGCAGUAGUCACCAUGACAACCGUGGGCUAUGGUGACAUGUGCCCAGUCACCCCUGGGGGGAAGAUUGUGGGCACUCUGUGCGCCAUCGCGGGGGUCCUCACCAUUGCCCUCCCUGUGCCUGUCAUUGUCUCCAACUUUAACUACUUCUACCAUCGGGAGACUGAGAAUGAGGAGAAGCAAAGCAUCCCGGGUGAAAUCGAUAAAAUCCUCAACAGCGUGGGCUCAAGACUGGGCAGCACGGACUCUCUUAGCAAGACCAACGGUGGCUGCUCCUCUGAGGGGUCCAAGAAGUGA
Nyctereutes procyonoides (raccoon dog) is the source of this 1725-nucleotide messenger RNA. RefSeq names its product potassium voltage-gated channel subfamily A member 10 (gene KCNA10). Gene Ontology annotation, molecular function: delayed rectifier potassium channel activity; protein binding. NCBI's taxonomy places the organism in Eukaryota, Metazoa, Chordata, Mammalia, Carnivora, Canidae. The record is from RefSeq and is a predicted model, not a curated record. Bases 1 to 1725 code for a protein of 574 amino acids. The transcript is spliced from 3 exons. Gene Ontology annotation, biological process: protein homooligomerization; potassium ion transmembrane transport. Gene Ontology annotation, cellular component: membrane; voltage-gated potassium channel complex.